GUCCUUUUGAAUGAAUGCCCGUUACGAUGUCAGAAUGCCGCACGUGAAUCCGAGCGAAAGUUUGAGAAGAAGCACAUGUCACUCACUCGCUUUUAUCACCGUGAGAAUGGCGCGCUUGGAAUUAAUUCAGAGCGCGAAUAGAAGAGACGAUGAUGAUUUUGAUGCCCGUGUUGUGUUGAUCCUCUUUCCCCACCCCCUGCAUCGGCGCAUUUCUUUGACUUUUUCAGCCCAAGAAUGAAAUAACUCGGGCCACCUAGAGUAACAUGACAACCGGGGGGAGGCUGCUGAUACGCAUCUCGUUCCCCCGGUCCCGAUACAUAUGUGUGAGAAGCAGCAACAUACAUAUCUGAAGUGAUACAAAGUGCCAUGCGCUGGUAUCUCGAACUGCCCUGAUCCCGCAGCACCACCUAAAGGGUACCUACAGUGGUACAUGUUGAGAAAGGAAGAAAGAAAUCUCCAUCUCCACCGCAACACCCUAGCAAAGAUGCGUUCAAGACCACCAUCGUUCAUUUCCCUGAGGAAAUCUCAGCGGACAGCCUCGCCUGCACCGCCUGAACCACCUACCGACUUCGAGCAGUUUGCGUCCAUGUCGUAUGAGCGAGCUCAACGAGAAGACGCCGACGCCCCUUCACCCGUCUUGUCGACUGCGUCUCUACCACGCCAGGGUCGGGCAAAAGUCGAUCCUCCACCUCCUCCCAGCGAUCCAGAGGCCGCCAAAGCUCUCCAACAUGUAGAGAAAGAUUCCGAAGAAAACUACAAGCCCAAAACUAUCAAGUUCUGGAUGGUGAUGUUGGGUCUGUACUGUGCUCUUUUCGUGGUGGCCUUGGACCGUACCAUCAUAUCAGUUGCCAUUCCAGAAAUUACGGACACAUUCCACUCCCUAGACGACGUCGGUUGGUACGGAAGCGCUUACAUGAUCACGGGAGCGUCAUUCAGUUUGGUGUUUGGCAAGAUCUACAAACACUAUUCCAUCAAGAAUGUCUUUUUGGGCUCGAUAGUCCUCUUCGAAAUCGGAUCGGCCGUGUGUGGUGCGGCUCCCAACUCCAUCGCUUUGAUCAUUGGUCGAGCCAUCGCCGGGUUGGGAUCCUCGGGUAUCUUCACCGGAGGGAUGAUGGUCAUCGUCCCCUUGAUCCCUCUGCACAAGCGACCAAUCUACUAUGGCCUGUUUGGAGCCGUGUUCGGUAUCGCCUCCGUUCUAGGGCCGUUCUUGGGCGGAGCAUUCACCGACAACAUUUCGUGGAGGUGGUGUUUCUACAUCAAUUUGCCAAUCGGCGCCUUCACGAUCCUCUCGAUAGUACUGUUCUUACACAUCAAGCCACCUCCGUCUGAGAAGCUCAGCCUGGUCCGACAAGUGCUCCGGAUGGAUCCUUUGGGGACACUCAUAUUCGUUCCGAGCAUCGUAUGCUUGGUCCUCGCCCUGCAGUGGGGUGGCUCAAAGUACGCCUGGUCGAGCGGCAAGGUCAUCGGGCUCUUGGUGACGUGCGGAGUCUUGUUCCUGGCCUUCUGGGUCUUGCAGGCGCUCACACCGGCGACGGCGACGGUACCAAUGCGCAUCGCCACUCAACGCUCCGUCCUCGGGGGGGUCAUCUUCUUGUUUCUCUUGAACGGCAGCCUGUUCGCCAUCGUGUACUUUUUACCCAUCUGGUUCGAGGCAGUCAAGGAAGAAACUGCCAUCCACGCCGGCAUCAGUUUGUUUCCGCUCGUCAUUAGCUUGGUCAUCAUGACCAUCUUGGCGGGUGGCUUCACGCAACGUGUCGGGUACUACAUGCCUCCCAUACUCGUGUCUCCGAUCCUCACCACCGUAGGAGCGGCACUUUUAACACAGCUCAAGCCCUCCUCCGGCAGUUCCAAAUGGAUCGGUUACCAGAUCCUGUACGGUUUCGGCACGGGAAUGGCCAUGCAGACGGUCAACAUGGCCGCUCAGACCGUGCUCGAACGCAGCGACAUUAGCACUGGAAUGGCGUUGAAUUUCUUUGGUCAGAACCUCGGUGGUGCCAUUUUUGUUCCUGUGGCACAAAACAUCUUCCAGAAUCUACUCCAGGAAAAAUUGUCCGUCAUCCCUGGAGUCAAGGUGUCCAACCUCGAUAGUGCGGGAAUUUUGGAUCUGAAAAGUAUCGUCCCCAGUGCCCUGCUUCCUCAAGUCGAGUCGGCCUUCAACAGCAGCGUGACGAGAUGCAUCUUUGUCUCUGUCGCCUUGAGUGCCGCGUCGAUUCUGCCGGCCUUGAUCAUGGAGUGGAAGAACAUCAAGCAAGGAGCGGAGGCCAAAAAGGCGAAGAUGGUGGAAGAAGCAGCCUCCAAGGUGACCUCUUCUUCUUCCGAGGAUGAGUCUUCUUCCGUUGACGAAAAGGACAAUGUAGUCCUUCCCAAAAAUAACGAAAACAGGGGAUCUAGACUCAGAGCUGAAUAUUGGCGACAAUCGGAUGUCACGGUUAAUGUGAGAAAUGAUGAAGCCAGGGUGGCUCACGACAUCGAAGCCUAGAUCUUGGUGGUGGGACGUUAAUGAAAGGAAGAAGGAUAUGGGAUAUGUGAUGGAGUAUUUCAUUCGUUUUCUCUCACACGGCCGAAAGGGGGAGUUUUUGGGAGUUUCUUAGACGCUAGGUUAAUCUCUCAAGUCGUAUGCUUUCAAGCUGGAUAAGAAAAGGCAUAUAGCGAGACGGCCAAUACAUAUGGUUACUCUAUCAAAUUCGAGAGUCUUCCACCAUGAUUUUCUCUGCUCCAAGACUCUGAAACUGGCGAUGAAACCAGUCCUAUGACAAAGCCAACACUCAACUUCGGUUUCGUGCGGACUUGGAAUUGAAAAGGCUUUGUAGGAACAUUUAUUGGCCAUUGGAGAUUUGGUUCCAGAUCGCGUACUGAGAAUGCACCUAAUGCCAACUCUGAACUUGAAGACAGACUCUGCACGAGAAAUUGGAAGAACCUCUUUGACAAUUUAUGAAUAUAACAAAAAAAAUGGACUUAACGCUGAU
Exophiala oligosperma is the source of this 2966-nucleotide messenger RNA. RefSeq lists its product as uncharacterized. Gene Ontology annotation, molecular function: transmembrane transporter activity. The transcript has 2 exons. NCBI's taxonomy places the organism in Eukaryota, Fungi, Ascomycota, Eurotiomycetes, Chaetothyriales, Herpotrichiellaceae. Bases 431 to 2479 code for a protein of 682 amino acids. Gene Ontology annotation, biological process: transmembrane transport. The record is from RefSeq and is a predicted model, not a curated record.